Coregonus clupeaformis (lake whitefish) is the source of this 1605-nucleotide messenger RNA. RefSeq names its product F-box only protein 6. Lineage: Eukaryota; Metazoa; Chordata; Actinopteri; Salmoniformes; Salmonidae. Gene Ontology annotation, molecular function: protein binding; ubiquitin protein ligase activity. Bases 359 to 1105 code for a protein of 248 amino acids. The transcript is spliced from 6 exons. Gene Ontology annotation, cellular component: cytoplasm; SCF ubiquitin ligase complex. Gene Ontology annotation, biological process: glycoprotein catabolic process; SCF-dependent proteasomal ubiquitin-dependent protein catabolic process. The record is from RefSeq and is a predicted model, not a curated record.
UGUUACAACAUUUGGGAGGCGCAUGGCGUCAGCCCUAGUCAAAACACCUAAAAACAAGACAUGGUAUCAAAUUCGAUAUACAACGAGCUGAAACUAGCCACCUACGGUUCCCCACAUUGCAGCUUCUUGUCAUUGUUGCUAUCUGACCAUUCAGAAUAACACCGCACGCCUUCCGACCACAUCGAUGCGUGCGCAUCAUUUUCAUUUUCGCCAACCCGUCUAUAGGAGCAAAGCAGGAAGUAAAAGCAAAGUAAAAGCAGGAAGUGUACCCAACAAUAUGUGCUGUGGUUUCUUGAUUCAAUUCAACUGACGUUACAAAAAAUACAUUCCAUUGCAUGAGCGACAUCAGUUCACAGGCAUGCUCCCUGUGCUCCCUCUAGAAGUCCUGGAGGAGAUGCUCCUGAAUGUCCCUCCACACCAGGUGGUGUGUGUCUGUCGACUUGUGUGCCGUGAGUGGAAAGAAGUGGUGGACAGUAAUUAUCUUUGGAGAGAGAGGUGCCGAAGAGAAGGAUACCAGACACAUGAUGUGACUAAACUACCUAAAGACUGGCGUUUGUUUUACUUCUUGAGCAAGAAGAGACGUAAUCUUCUCAAGAACCCCAGAGCAGAUGAUGAAUUCAAUGGCUGGCAAAUUAUUGAGAAUGGAGGGGAUAAAUGGACAAUAGAGUCAGCGGAAGGAGUGCCGCUUCCUGAUAACACAGUGAAAAAAUACUUUGCAACUUCUUACUCGACCUGCAGGAAGUCUCAGCUGAUUGACUUGGAGAAAGAGGGUUACAGGCCUUUCAUGGAUGACUUUCAACCUGACAUCAUAAUAUCCGACUGGUAUGCUCCACGUAAGGAAUGUGGCGCUAAAUAUGAGAUCUGUGUUGAGUUGCUAAAUCAUGAGAAGAAGACAAUUAAGAAGUUUCGUCCAGAUACUGUCAUCUUUCAAAACUGGGAUGAUCAUAAAUGGAAUCAGAUGACUCAUGUGUUCAAGAAUUAUGGACCAGGUGUGCGGUACAUCCGAUUCACUCAUGGAGGAAAGGACACCCUGUUCUGGGCCGGCUGGUAUGGAAUUCGGGUCACCAACAGUAGCAUAGAGAUUUGCCCAUCGGUGGACAGAUAGCUUUCGGUGUUCCCAUUUACUCUCCCAAGAGGUUACAUGUGAACAUUGUGCCUAACUGCAAGCUUUACUUUAGCAUCUGAAACCUACCUUAGCAUAGUGUACACCUUGUUAAGUCUUUUCUGCCUUAGGCAAUAGGCACACUAUGUUUUAUUCUCUGUGGAUCUGGACGAUUCUAGCUGUAGAAUAUAUCAUUUUUGAUAUAUUGAUCAUGUUCAUUUUCCCCUAGUCUGAUUUAGUGCCUGGUCUUGUCCACUCUAUUCUAAUGAGUCCUUGUGGACACUGUAGAGAGAAACAGAAGACGAGUAUGUGUUCCUCAGUCUUAUCUUUCAGUGAUAGGGUCAUAAUAUUUUGUAGCUUUAACCGUAAGAAAGAUAGAGCCACAUUUGUAGGAAGAAAACAGAAAUCGCUCUGUUUAUUACAACCGUAUCUACAGUGGUUUGCAAAAGUAUUUAUCCCCCUUGGCGUUUUUCCUAUUUUGUUGCAUUACAACCUGUAAUUUA